GUCCGGAAGGGAGUAUAAGUAGGGGACACGGAAACUUCGGUGUCGGGAAUGCUGUUUGCGGAUAAGUGUGUUGGCAUGUCGGACACCCCUGAGGGACUGCAACUGCAAAUUGACGCGGCGAAGUUUGCUGAUAAGUGGAGAUUGUCUGCCAACGUUAAGGAUAGUGCCGUCAUGGUUUGCAACGGGGACAGGGAGGAACCAGUAGAACAUAGAUGGAAGUGGGGGAUCGAGGAGAUUGCAGUAGUGGACCAGUACACAUACCUCGGAGUAGAGAUCGCAAAAGACUGCUCGUGGAAUGCACACAUGUCCAAGGUAGCGGAAAAGGGCAAAGCACGAGCAGGGAAGCUGUACCCAAUACUCGCAAACCGGGACCUCUAUACACGCAUCAAAUUGACGGUUUUGAAGAGCGUAAUCGUACCGCCGCUAGAGUACGCCGGAGAAGUAUGGGAAGGAAAUAAGAAGGUAGUGAAAGAACUCGAGGCGGCGCAGAUGAAAGCAGCGAAAACCAUCCUAGGAUGCUCCAGGCGCACAAGUAAUGCAGCCGUGAGGGCAGAAUUGGGGAUCCAAUCCCUACGGUCGGGAAGAGACGCGAGGAAGCUGACCUGGCAGUAUCGCAUGUGCGGGAUGGGAGAGGAGAGGUUGCCGAGAAUUGUAUGGGAGGCGAAGUGGGCAAACAAAAAGAGGGGUAGACAACCCACGGAAUGGGUCAAGGUUGUAGAGGACGUAUGGAAGGGGCUCGACAUCGACGAAGAUGAAACGCUGGAAACGGAGGGUCUACAGGGGUUCAAGGAGAAGAUAUCUGUUGCUUGUGCCGAGAGAGAACAACAGAAUCUGAGGAAAGAAUCCAAGGAUAAGGAGGGUCUAGAAGUGUACGGAAUGUUGAAGGAAGGAAUAGGGUUCAAGGACUACCUACAUGGACCAAUGGAUGCAGGAACAAAGCUUAAGGUCAAAUUCAGGACCGGGGACAUAGGCCUUCGAGAACGUCGACGAAGACAUAGGACGGUAGACGACGAAGACGACAAGUUCAAAUGUGAUUGUGGCUCCGAGUGCGAAGAUGGGGUUCAUGUAGUCGCGGAAUAUCAGUUGUACGAAAAGGAGAGGGAAGUGUACACGACUGAGCUGGUCAAAGUAGAAGGGAGGUACUGGGAGAUGUUCGAGGCAUGGAAUAGAGAGAAGAAGGUUGCUGUACUGGUGCAUAGGAGGUGGUUUGACAAGGCGGGAAGUUAUAUCGGGAGAAUUGAUAUCGUUAGGAUAGAUAGACUAGGGAAGACAUUUUUGAACCACCUUUGGCAAAGUAGGAAGGAACGAUUGGCCAUCGGUGAUCGGUCCUGUGGGCACAAUGCUCCGUCCUCUCGAGGACGCGUGGUCAGUAGUCUAACCGCUAAGGCAUGCAAAGCAUAAGAGUACGCCCCCGCCGCCCCC
Molecule: messenger RNA, 1422 nt
Organism: Ectocarpus sp. CCAP 1310/34
Lineage: Eukaryota; Phaeophyceae; Ectocarpales; Ectocarpaceae
Source: the annotation of a GenBank genome assembly